Molecule: messenger RNA, 2255 nt
Organism: Lemur catta (Ring-tailed lemur)
Lineage: Eukaryota; Metazoa; Chordata; Mammalia; Primates; Lemuridae
Gene: NAIF1
Product: nuclear apoptosis inducing factor 1
Exons: 3
Coding region: 312-1295 (327 amino acids)
Cellular component (GO): nucleus
Source: RefSeq, a predicted model, not a curated record
GCAGGUUCUCCUGGAGAAGUGCUGGGGGGCGGGAAGACGGGAGGUGGGCGGAUCUCCGCACACCCCAGCGGAAGAGGCAGAUUCAGGAAGCCAUUACGCAGCUGGCUGGCAGCGGCCGGGCCGGUCGAGGCUGGGCCCUACGCACUUUGCGUAGCGAGGGGGGUUACCAAAGGCCUGGUGCUUGGCCUUAAGCAAGCCCGGCCUAUCCCCUGUAAGGGGUGGGUGAGGGGUGAGGUUGAGGAAGAAGAGAAGGGGAAUUGGGGUGGUUGAGGGGAUUAUAAUUUCUUUCAAAAGAGGGGAGGGGAGAGGCCAUGGCCGUCCCAGCCAAGAAGAGGAAGAUGAACUUCUCCGAGCGGGAGGUGGAGAUCAUCGUGGAGGAGCUGGAGCUGAAGAAGCACCUGCUGGUGAACCAUUUCAAUGCGGGGGUCCCCUUGGCCGCCAAGAGCGCAGCCUGGCACGGCAUCCUGAGAAGGGUCAACGCCGUGGCUACCUGCCGCAGGGAGCUGCCUGAGGUCAAGAAGAAGUGGUCUGACCUCAAGACCGAGGUCCGUCGCAAGGUUGCCCAGGUCCGGGCCGCCGUGGAGGGUGGCGAGGCGCCGGGGCCCACUGAGGAGGAUGGAGCUGGUGGGCCUGGGACAGGCGGUAGCAGUGGCGGCAGUGGCCCAGCUGUAGCCCCUGUACUGCUGACCCCCAUGCAACAACGCAUCUGCAACCUGCUGGGGGAGGCCACCAUCAUCAGCCUGCCCAGUACCACAGAGAUCCACCCCGUGGCCCUCGGACCCACGGCCACUGCAGCCGCAGCCACGGUCACCCUGACACAGAUCCCCACCGAGACAGCCUAUCACACUCUGGAGGAGGGAGUGGUGGAGUACUGCACGGCCGAGGCCCCCCCGCCCCUGCCGGCAGAGGCCCCCGUGGAGAUGAUGGCCCAGCACACAGACGCAUCGGUCAAGCCGCAGGCACUCAAGAGUCGUAUUGCCCUCAACUCUGCCAAGCUGAUACAGGAGCAGCGGGUCACCAACCUACAUGUGAAGGAGAUUGCCCAGCACCUGGAGCAGCAGAACGACCUCCUGCAGAUGAUCCGCCGCUCCCAGGAGGUGCAGGCCUGUGCCCAGGAGCGCCAGGCCCAGGCCAUGGAGGGUACCCAGGCAGCCCUGAGCGUCCUCAUCCAAGUCCUCCGGCCCAUGAUCAAAGAUUUCCGCCGCUACCUGCAGAGCAACACACCCAACCCAGCUCCUGCCUCUGACCCUGGACAGGUGGCCCAGAAUGGGCAGCCGGACAGCAUCAUCCAGUGAGGGCAGGGAUGGAGCCAGCCUUCUGCCUUGAUUGGACGAAACCUCUGCGGUCUUGUAAGUGGGUUCUGUGAUUGACCUUAGGUCGGCCGCGUGGACAGCUCCCUCUUUGACAAGCAUUUAGGGGUCCACUGCUUCUGAGAAGGAGACUGGGAAGAGGAACUUGUUGGGCUCCCGAGACCAACUCUCUUCCUCCCACCACUCGAGUUGCCUUGCUAAGAUCCAGAAGAUUGGUUAGCUGGGGUCACAUGUUGGUGUGACGGGACAUGUGUUGUCAUGAGCCAGUGCUUGUGACAUGACCCAGACUCGGCCUAGGACGACUGUAAGGAACUACUGGCUCUCACUGGUGGCCAUCUCAUAGCCAGGAUCUGUGCUGAGCUGAGCCCCCAGGUGCCAUCUGUUUGAACUCACCAUUGAUCACUGAGACCCCUGCAUCUCCCCAGAUCGUUUCCCAAGUUUGCUGUUUUGCUGCCGGUGCCUUGGCCACUCGUGAGUGAUGGUUACAACUUGAGGCUCCAGAUCUCAGCUAGACAAGUGAAGAUGCUGCCCUUCGGGGCACGAAUGUUUAGACUUGCUCAGCUCUGCUAUUGCGAUCACAAGAAGAUGCCCUAAAGAUGGUUGGGAGGUGACUGCUGUACCUUCCACCUCUCUGCGGAGGCACAAGCACAGGGCCAGCUCCAGGGGCAUGGAGAGGGACCGGGCCCAGUGAGGGAGCUGGUGGUGGAAGGAAAGCCCUUCUCAGCCAGGCUGGAGAGCAGCAGGCCUGGAGCCUGAUGGCCCCAGCAGGGGAGCUGCAGGGACUUCCCAAGGAUUUGGGGCUUGGUUUGGUUUUUCUCUGGGGUUGGAAAUCUGAGCCAAUAUUGUAUCUGUUCCAUUUGGGUAUAAAGAGAAAGCCUGGAUCACUUCAACUGACUAGUUCUUUCCAGGUCAUAAUUUUAAAUUAAAGAAAUAAUCACUUUUUUA